Molecule: messenger RNA, 1389 nt
Organism: Helianthus annuus (common sunflower)
Lineage: Eukaryota; Viridiplantae; Streptophyta; Magnoliopsida; Asterales; Asteraceae
Product: metallophosphoesterase 1
Exons: 4
Coding region: 208-1359 (383 amino acids)
Biological process (GO): GPI anchor biosynthetic process
Molecular function (GO): hydrolase activity
Source: RefSeq, a predicted model, not a curated record
GGAUGACUAGUGACUAUCGAAUUCCAACGGGUUAAAGCUGAUAAAAGGAAACCAGCGGUAGAUUUGUUUGUCAAACAGUAGUUACUGAAAAGUGAAAACCGGUCAUCGGCGGAUGUGAUUAUGGCACCAAAAGGCCACCAAAAAUGGUGAAAUCACUGCUUUUACAUCCAAAACCCUAGAUUUCCCAUCCCUCAACUAUCCUACUUGAUGAUUCUGAAGCGUCUUCUUCUCUCCCUCUUCAUCUUCCUCUACAUGUUCUACGAAAAUUGGCUCCCCACCCCCUCCUGCACCCUCCUUCCUGGUCAACAAAUCCACCACCCAAACGUCGGAGAUGACCUCAAGGUUAUGAUGGUUGCUGAUUUAAUGUUAUCGGGUCGUGAUUCUGGAUCCCGGUACUGGGAUCUACACUUCAAAGACUUCUACUUUUCAAGAUUCUUUAAAAAAUCAUUUGACUUGUUGAAGCCUGAUAUGCUGAUUGUAUUAGGAGACUUAUCUUCUCAAGGAUCAGAAUUGAGUAAAAGAAAAUGGUCAUAUGUGGUACAAGAGUUUCACAGCUUAUUGGGCCCGUUUCUUGAUCUGCCUUAUCAUGUUGUUCCCGGAGAUAGAGACAUCGGAGAAUGCAGUAGGUUGAAUGAAUUAUCCGCUAAUAAGAUAAGUAGAAGCUUUCCAGGACUGGAUCCUUCCGGUUGUGGUGCUUUUGACAUCGGAAAUGUUAACUUUGUUUCGCUUAAUUCUGUGGCGUUACUAUGUGGAAACAAUGAUUUACGGUUCAGUGUUGAAAGAGCACUGGAAAGAGAACGUAUAGAGUUGCAAACAGAAAAUGAACAGGUGACAGAUGUGAUGAAAGAGUCUUCUGGAAUCAAGAUUCCUAAAUAUGAGUUUAAUUGGAUAGAAAACACGAUGUUAUCUGGAUCGGGCCCUGUGCUGUUGCUUCACUUUCCAUUACAUCAAACAACGAAGGAUGUUCAGGUAGAAGGUUAUGGAAGCAUGCAGGAUAGAGCAGAACUGUUGAAGAAAAGGCAACCGGUUGGGGAUGGACCAUAUAAGUUAUCACAAACGCUUCCAUUAAAUGCAACAGAGUAUAUAUUCCAUGCUCUUAGGCCCAGGAUGAUUUUCAGCGCUCACACACAAACAUUUUCGGAUCGUGUUCAUCCAGAUGGGACCCGGGAGAUAGUUGUUCCCGCCAUGUCAUGGGACGCAGGAAAUAAUCCUGCUUUUGUUUCUGUAACUUUUAGACAUAAUGGUACUACUGCUAUCGUUAGCCACUGCAGGUUAGCUGGAAAAUUGCAUGUACUACUGUUGUAUACAUCUCUUUUCUUUGUCUUCAUAUUAACUGUUCAAACAUCCUUAAGAAGUUGAUAUAAACCGUGUUAAGUUUGUUUGUUCUUU